Fusarium keratoplasticum is the source of this 2628-nucleotide messenger RNA. Its product is annotated as Sulfatase domain-containing protein. The record is from RefSeq and is a predicted model, not a curated record. The transcript has a single exon. Lineage: Eukaryota; Fungi; Ascomycota; Sordariomycetes; Hypocreales; Nectriaceae. Bases 1 to 2628 code for a protein of 875 amino acids.
AUGCUCCGGAUAUCGGCAGUCUCCUUUGAGACGCCUCUAAGGGUUGCCCUCACCCUCUUCUCGCGCUUCGCGAACCGGAAGUUCUUCUUCACGUUUGCUGCUCUCGCUGUUUGGAACGCCAAGAUCAUUCACAUACAUGCUCAUCUCUCUGCCGUGCCCGCAAAUCAACUGCGACAAUGGGGCUACUCGUUCUUUGCCCAAGAUGUUGCUAUCCUUGUCUUGAUACGGCUCCUCCUUGAUCGCUGGGUGGUUGGCUUGGCUUUUGUGUCGCGGCUGGCGAUGUACUUCUUGACCAGCAUCAUCAUCCUUUACAACGCCGCUCUUGGCAUUAUCGCAGUCUCUUUUUACCUCGUCGCAGGCUCCGAGAUCCACCUGCGAAACGUUUCUCUCCCCACCGAUCCUUCGUCGCGAGCUCUGAUCCUGUCAGGAAGCUUGUCAUUCACGGCCGUCCUUUCUCUUACUCUCCUCUUCAGCUGGCUGCUACAAGACUUCUGUUACAGCUUCUGGGGCUACGCUGCCGAUGUCGCCAACUGGCCCUUUGCGACAACAUUGCGACUGUUCCGCCGGAUUCGUCCUCAAUCCGCAUACUCCCAGAUCCCCCAGCUCGAUAUCGAAGACCCCACCAAGCUCGUGUACGAUGACGAGAGUUCCUCCAGCAGCUUCUUUGACGAUGAUGCGCAGCGCCAGACGCUGUCCGUACCGCUUCGACUUGCCCUGCAACUGAUCGAGAGAUUGGGACUUGACAUUGCCCCAUCGAAGCUCAAGUCCUUCCUCAAUAUCUCUACGUAUACCAUCGUCACAAUAGCCCUCCUCGCACUUGUCUUCUCGGCUUUUGCCCGACCCCACGACCGAUCGCUUAUCUUCCUUUCUUGGACGACCGCAUUGCUGCCAUUCGUCGACUUCUCAGCCUCGUCGCCGAUGCUCGAACAACUGCCUUCGGUAUUCGGCACUGGCAUUCAACGUACCUGGGAUCACCGAACAUCCCUUGCCGAUCCGGCGCCUCUAGACUGGCUGCCAAAGGAUAACAUGCUGGCGGGCUUUGAGGACUGGUAUUCAGGGAGAGAGCAUUACAGCGCAAACGCCGACCCCUUGAAGAUUUCGAACCUCGACGACGAUGUGCUAUCCGAGCUGCGCGACAAGUUACAACAUGUCCCCGUGAAGCAUGUACUUCUCUUCUUUCUCGAGAGCACGAGGAAUGACGUCUUUCCCAUAAAGAAGGACACCGUCCUAUACGAUCGUCUGGUCGAUUCUUUCCCUGAAAAGAAGCUCCCGAAGGAGGCAAUGGAUCGGCUCGCAACACUGACACCAACCGCCAACUACAUCACUGGCGACUACGACGAUGGUUUCGAGCGAGAUGAAGCAUCCAAGGUCAAGCGUGGAGGCCUUCACUUCACCAAUGCGCAUACAACGGGCACAUACACGCUCAAAAGCUUGGUUGGCACGCUUUGCGGUAUCGCGCCCUUGAUGGCCGACUUCAACCUCGACUACCGGCACCAUGUGUAUCAGCCUUGUUUGGCGCAGGUUUUUGAAGCCUUGAACAAGCUGAGAGACUCGGAAGAGGAGGAUGCGCACCCAUAUAAUGCUUCAAAAUGGCAAUCGUACUAUUACCAGGCCGCCACCAUGCUAUACGACAAGCAAUACGAGCUUGUCUCUGGCCUCGGAUUUCCACAGGAGCACAUCAUCAGCCGAGAAUAUCUUCGAUCGCCAAAUGCCACUCACGGACCCGUCACAUUACCCAACAUCAAUGCCUUUGCUUUCGAGGAGGAUCCGCUCGAAGACUAUUUCCGCGACGUCUUUGUUUCGGCCAAGGAGAAUGACGAGAGAGUCUUCCUCACGCACUUGACCAGUACGAGUCACCACGCCUUCAAGAUGCCCGAACACGAGCAAUACGUGCCCGUGGCGAAGGGUCUCGAUAUGCUGUCGCAUUAUGUCAACUCGGAGGGUUACGACGACAAAUGGUUGCGCAAGGUUCUGGACCUUUUGGAUGAGCAGGGCGUCGCCAAUGAGACUCUAAUCGUCUUUGUUGGUGACCAUGGCCUUUCGAUGCCCGAAAACGACGUCGUUUCACCUUAUUACAACCCCAAUGUCGGCAUCGACCACGUUCCCCUCGUCUUCUCUCAUCCUCUGCUGCCCGCCUUUGACGUUCGCGAUGCAGUGCAUUCGUCACAGAUCGUUCCGACCAUCUUGGACUUGCUUGUGGAGACGGGAUCAUUAAACAAGGCGAGCCGCCAAGCAGCGACUGAUUUGAUGCGUAAUUACGAAGGACAAUCACUUAUUCGACCUAUGCAAAAAUUCAACAAUGAAACAGGCCAAGGCAACUGGCAAUUCACGGUCGUCAACCCUGGAAGAGCUGUGAUAACUGCUCGUGAUGCCCGUUACCCCGAGAGACAUCUCGUGGUACCCAUCAUCGACAACGUCGAGUGGCGACUCAGCAACCUCACAGCCGACCCUGCCCAGCAUGAUUCUGUGCAAGGCUUCGACUUUAUCUCCUUCCUGGGUAGUGUUGAGAGAAAACACGGCACAGAAGUGGCACACUGGGUAGAAGAGGGGGCAUUCAUCAGUAGAUGGUGGGUAGAAGAGAACAGCAAGCGUUGGCGUUUUGGAGCAUACUCAAACCAAGAGCCUUGA